Messenger RNA from Didymodactylos carnosus, 1989 nucleotides. The record is from the annotation of a GenBank genome assembly. NCBI's taxonomy places the organism in Eukaryota, Metazoa, Rotifera, Eurotatoria, Philodinida, Philodinidae.
AUGGAACAGGAUGGUAUACCUCCCGUUAUUAUCACAUCCGAGGUGGAUACUCGCGAGGAUGCGCUGAGAUACGAUGUUCUCCGCGGUCGUCUUGUCGAACUCGUCUUAUGCAAUGAAUUUGGUAUCAUGUAUGGAGAUACAGGUCAAACUCUAACAUCAGCCCCGUUAGAUAUUGCAGAAAAAUCCUUAUUACAUUCAGUUAUUCUAUUGUCACAACGUAUGCCAAGACCAUCAGCAUUACCACCGCUAACCAGAGCACUUUAUUACCGAUUUCUCAGAAACGUUCCCAUCCUUUUCGGUCACGACGAACAUUUUCUAGCAUCUUUAGAUGACUUUGUCGAAUCUCACUUUAUUACGUUCGUUGGAAAGUGGAUGCGAGCUACAAAGUUCGAUAUUCUUUCGUUUUCAAUACACUAUAUCAAACUGUUCUCACAUUUAAAAAACGAGGCGUGGUAUGGUUACGAUUCUCAUUCUUUUACAUCGCUAAAUCCUUCAUAUGCUCAAAAACCACUUCACAUUCCGACAACGAUCUAUCCAGAAAUGAUGACGUGUUAUCGUGCAGCAUUACCAGACGGUGGUACGUUUCAACUUACUAAACGUCGGAUAGCAGAUAGAGAAAUGAAUGCAGAAACUUUGCAAAAACUUCGGCAAAGUAAACAAAUGGGUUUUGUUAAUGCAUGGCGCGAAGUUUUUCGAGCUGCAACACAUCUUAUCCGAUACUUAACUAAAAAUGACAGUGAUGGAACGGGUCAAUAUAAUUAUUUGGACAGAUUUUGGAAAGUGCUGAAGGCGAGUCCUGAAGUACAUGACUUGCCUGAUAUUUUUGCAAAUGUUGUUGAGGCUGUUAUCAAAGCCCUGACUUAUACAAUUGAUAAUAUUCUGGACGAUGAAGACUGGCGUAAAACAGCAUUGGCUUUAUGGAAAUGGUUACCUAUCAAUACGAUACUCACCGCUCUACGUAUUUUUAAUCCAAUUUCUUUCAUGGAUCGCAUCAUCAAUGUUUUCUGCUGGCGAGGAUGGGGUAUGAAUUCUCUCCUUCAACGUAUGGGUUCAACAGUUUGCUCGUAUGAUCGAACAAUAGCGCAUAUUAAAGUUUUGCGUAGAACAUUAGCAUCUUCAAACCGUUACGCAAUAGAACGAGCCGUAGAUGUUGCAUUCAAAAACUUAAAGCAAACCAAUGCCAUCAGUUGUCCCAUUUCAUCGCAAGACUCAAACGCAAAAAUUCAGUCUCUCCUCCUCGAUUCAGACAAAAAACAGUUCCCGAACGAAGCAAUCAUUCAAGAAACGGACAUAGUAUAUGCAAGGACCUAUAUCCGUAAAAAAGAAAAAGAGGACUUUAUAGAAGCACUUGGUGAUACUCACACCAUCAAUUUCAUAAAAAACGUUUGUCACACUAUUACCCCUCUACUAGCAGAAAUCUCAGAGUGCAUUGAUUUUGCAUCGUUCGUAGCUACGUUAGCAGAGACAGUCAACAGCAUCCUGCCAGCUUUAUCGAUCUAUGACCAGUGCGGAAACGACCCAGAAAAGCUAUUAGAAGUUUAUCUGUCAGUUAUAUCCAAUAUUGAGUCCACUGUACGAACAUUGGUCAUAACUGCAUAUCCAAUGGUCUACUCUAUUGCAAAUCGAGAGCAAAACAGUGAUAGGCCAGGUUUUCAAGACUUAAUUAACAAACUCAUUCACAGUAUUCUAAAUCCCUCGGAAGGAAAGAUAGCAAUCCUGGACCUAUUCAGAGAUGUAACACCCGAAGUAUUUUGUCUCUUGUCUUCAUCAUCGCCACUUAGUGACCAAUUGCAAGUGGAUAUCGAUACAUUGAUCGAAUACAUGAAGACAGGAGUUGACGCAGAAAAAUUUAAAAGAAUGAGUGUACUGGAAGGAGAAGUCUUAAGACGGUUCACGAAACAAGUAAUUGAAGAAUUUACUGGUGAGACAGCUUUGAAAAUGCUUGACGACGAAAGAUUGACAAAUGAAGUAGGGUCGAUUGUCGGUUGA